AUGAAGCUCGAUAUAUCGUGUUUUUGUUUUUUAUCCAAAAACGAGUAUAGAGUGCUCACAGCUAUAGAAAUGGGUAUGAAAAACCAUGAAUACUUAGACGUCCAAUUAAUAGCUAGUAUUGCAAAUUUAAGGAAAGAAGGUAUAAUGAGUGUAUUAAAAAAAUUGUUAAAAAAUAAAUUAAUAAGUCAUGAGAAUAAAAUAUAUGAUGGAUAUAAAUUAACAUACUUAGGUUACGAUUUUUUAGCUUUAAGAGCUUUCUUAAAUAGAGGUAUAUUAAAAAGUGUAGGAAAUCAAAUAGGUGUAGGAAAAGAAUCAGAUAUAUAUAUAUGUAAAGAUGUAAAUGAUAAUUUAUUAUGUUUAAAAAUUCAUAGAUUAGGUAGAAUAUCAUUUAGAACUAUAAAAAAUAAUAGAGAUUAUUAUGGAAAAAAAAAAUUUCGAAAUUGGCUAUAUUUAUCAAAAAUAGCUGCAACAAAAGAAUAUGCAUAUUUAAAAGCAUUAUAUGAAAAUGAUUUUCCUGUUCCUAAACCAUAUGAUUUAAACAGACAUAUGAUUUUAAUGUCUUAUGUAAAUGGAUAUCCAUUAUCUCAUGUAAAAAUAAGUAACCCUUUUAAAGUAAUUGAUUUUUUGUUAAAUACUAUUAUAAAAUUUGCAAGAUCAGAUAUAAUUCAUGGUGAUUUUAAUGAAUUUAAUAUAUUAAUUGAUGAUAAUGAAAAUAUAACAAUUAUCGAUUUUCCUCAAAUAGUUUCAUUACAUCAUGAAAAUGGGAAAAUGUAUUUUGAAAGAGAUGUAAAAUGUGUUAUUAAUCAUUUUUAUAAAAAAUAUAAAAUAAGAAUCGAAGAUUAUCCAUUAUAUGAAGAUAUUGCAUCUUUAGAGAAUGAAAAAAUUAUAAAAGAUGAGAAUAAUAUUUCAAGUAAACAUGAUAAUGCACUUUUAGAAAUUUUACAAAAUGAUAAAUCGGAUUAUGAAACUAAUUUAUCUGAUACCGAAUCAACUAUAACAGUUCAAAAUGAUGACAAACCAACUAACAAUAUAACAGAACUAGAUAAAGAUAUAAAAUUACAACAUGAAAAUGAUAAUACAACUGAAGAAAAUUCAAAAAAAAGUGAAAAAGUUUCUGUUUUAAAAAAUAGUAAAGAUGAUGCUUUUAGUGAUAUAUCAACGAAUUAUUUAAAUGACAGUUUAGAUAAUCAAUAUAAAGAUGUUUAUGAAAAUAUUCAGGAAAGAGAAACUGAAAAUAAUAAAUUAUAUAAAAGAGAAGAUACCAUUAAUGAAAAUGUUGAUAAUAUAUUGGAAAAAAAAAAUAAAGAAAGAAUUUUAAAUUCGUCAAAUAGUAUAUCUGAUAAAGAAAAUGAUACUCCAAAUUUAGUUGAUAAAAGUUGUAGUAAUAAAAAAAAUUAUGAACUUGAUGAUAAUUAUGAAGACCUUCUCAGUGAACAAAAGGCUAGUCCACAAAAUAGGGAGCAUAAUCAAACUAGCGAUAGUGAUGAUAACUUAUAUGAUGAAAAUUCAAGUAAUGAAACAAGUGAUAAUAAUGAGAAUGAUUUAACGGAGUAUUCUAGUUGUGAUUCAAGUAAUAGUCAAUCUGGGGAAACAAAAAAAAAAUUAUCUGAUACUUGGAAUCCACAUAUUAAAAAAUAUACCAAAGAAUAUGCAAAAAGCAAAUUAAAAUAUAUGGAUAGGAAAAAAAAAAAAAAGGAAAAAUUUAAGGAAAAUUUAAAAACAAAAAAUAAAAAAAAGUUGAUGGAAAAAAUUAAAAACUACAUGUAG
Molecule: messenger RNA, 1767 nt
Organism: Plasmodium vinckei vinckei
Lineage: Eukaryota; Apicomplexa; Aconoidasida; Haemosporida; Plasmodiidae
Product: serine/threonine protein kinase RIO2, putative
Exons: 1
Coding region: 1-1767 (588 amino acids)
Biological process (GO): protein phosphorylation; maturation of SSU-rRNA
Cellular component (GO): cytosol; preribosome, small subunit precursor; nucleus
Molecular function (GO): ATP binding; protein serine/threonine kinase activity
Source: RefSeq, a predicted model, not a curated record